This is a messenger RNA of Symbiodinium necroappetens, 1143 nucleotides long. NCBI's taxonomy places the organism in Eukaryota, Dinophyceae, Suessiales, Symbiodiniaceae. The record is from the annotation of a GenBank genome assembly.
AUGAGCAUCCGCAAGAGAUCACUACCGGGUAUCCACACAGACGAGAUAGCAAAAGCCAGACUACCCCUGCCAUCCGGUUAUACAUUGCCCCGCGCUGCUUACACCAGCAAAGAAAUAUACGCGCUCGAAUGCGAGCAUAUCCUGCGCAAAAGCUGGCUGCCUAUCGCUCGCAUAGACCAGGUUCCCGAACACGGCAGCUACCUGACCCUGGAUCUACUCGGGCAACCUGUGAUGGUGGUCCACGGCGCGGACGAUGAAAUCCGUGUAAUGUCCAGUGUCUGCCUGCACCGUGGUGCGCCCAUUGCCCAGGGGAGCGGGAAACGUAAUGUCUUCACCUGCCCCUAUCACGCGUGGAGCUACGACACCACGGGGCAACUUCGCCGGGCACCCUUGAUGGAAGGCGCGGAAGACUUCACCGAAAAUGCACACCGGCUGCCGCAGAUCCGGUCUGAAGUGUGGGAGGGAUUCAUCCUGGCUAACCUUGACCCCGAUGCGCAGCCGUUAGCGCCGCAGAUCGCAGCAUUCACCGACUACUUCAAGAACUUCCAGAUGGGUGACAUGUUUGUCGCAAAAACAUUGACGUUCGAUAGUGGAUGGAACUGGAAGGUACUUGUUGAAAACUUCAUGGAGGCCUAUCACCACAUUGCGAUUCACUCCACCACCUUUGAACCGGUUUUUCAUGCCAGAGAUUCUCGAGUGCCGGACAACACAGGACCCUGGUCAAUAUUGCAUAUGCCAGCAGCUUUUGAAGAAAUGCCACCGGGCUCUGCCACCAUUGCGGGGCUUGAAGACUGGCAGGCGAAAGACCUCUUUGCGAGCGUGAUUUUUCCGCACUUCAUGCUGGGCAUUCAUGGACAGGGCGCCGCCUGGUAUCAGGUCAUACCCGCUGCUGCAAAUCAUCUGACUCUGAAGAUCCACCUGAUGAUGCCGAAAUCCGCUGCCGAGCAUGCAGAUUUUGAAUCCAUGGUGGCAGAAAUGGCGGAAUCGGUUUCCGCCAUUCAUCAGGAAGAUAUCGAAGCUAACGAUCUCGUUUGGGUGGGUCUGAACGCACCGAUGACAGAACAGGGAAGACUAUCACCACUGGAAAAAUCUAUCUGGCAGCUGAAUCAGUGGUGGUUGGAUAAGAUGUUAGGUCACGAUUGA